Caenorhabditis bovis is the source of this 1017-nucleotide messenger RNA. Lineage: Eukaryota; Metazoa; Nematoda; Chromadorea; Rhabditida; Rhabditidae. The record is from the annotation of a GenBank genome assembly.
AUGAUUUUGGAAACCGUCGUUGGAGUCAUCUCUUGUAUCGUUCUCACUUACAUUGGUAUGACUGUGGUGGCGCCGGCGGAGGUAACUGAUAAGGAGGCCGAUGAGAUUACUGUUAACAAAGAAGGCUUAAGCCGAAAAGACAGCGAAUCCGCUAAAAAAUCUUUGGUCACUGGUUCGAAAGUCUUAGUCGUUUUGUUUGGAUGGGCUGGCAGCCGUGAUCGAUAUCUAUCGAAAUAUGCCAAUUAUUACAACGAAGCAGGAAUCUCAUCGAUUCGCUUCACCGCGCCAAUCGCUCAAAUCCGUAGUUUUGCAUCGUAUCGUCCAUUCGCCAGAAGUUUCCAUAAGAUUUUGACAGAAGUGUGCGCAAGCGAGCAAAUUUCAACAAUAUACUUUCAUGUAUUUUCAAUGAAUGGGUGCUCACUGCUAGCGGCCUAUUGGGAUCAGCUUGGCACAACAAUUGAAAAUGGAAAUGAAGUUAAGGCGAAAACGAAGGGAUUGAUUUUUGACAGUUGCCCUGCAUUCACAUCACCAUCGCAAUCCGCCCAAGCUGUAUCAUUCGCCACUUUGCCACCAAAACACUAUCAUGGUGCUCUUCGAGAAUCCUACCGUGCAAUCUUGUUCACAUUCUUUUCGCUUCAUCGAGGUGUUAUCUGGCUUCGUUCUCUGCUCCAAAAAGACAUUUACGUUCGUCAUUAUGCUUAUUUCAAAAUGUUGACGUUUGAAGAUUUGCCGUCAAAGCAGCUUUACAUUUAUGGACCAGAGGAUAAUGUAUGCUCGGAAGAUUCAAUUGAAGAAUACAUGAAAAUAAUGGAAUCUCGUGGGCUGAAUGUCUCAAAAUUGCGACUAUUGGAUUCUCUUCAUUGCCAACAUCUGAGAACGCAUCCAACAAUUUACACACAAGAAUGUUUAGAAUUUGUCAAAUCGGGACAAUUGCCGCCGAACCAUAGUCGAGUCGAGCUCGAAGUUGAAACAAGCGAGCUCGACGAGCAAGAUAUUCCAGAAGAAUUAGCCUACUAA